AUGCACUUUCUCGCGCCCUCGCUUAAACUCGAGUCCCAAAUCUACGGUUCGAGGAAGCAAGCUGCAGGCUGGACUGUUCUUGAACAGGAAGUACCUGAUUUUAGUGUCACGCUGAGCGCCGCCCUCACGGUCAAAGGCGAGCGGCUAUGGUCUAAAAGCAGAAAUAGUCAUCUCCGCACGUGCAUGUGCAACUCUUCAAGCCGCAACAUCAUUGACGGGAUUCUGCUGGCUUACGAGUCGCCUAAAAUUACAAGAAAUAUUGACGUCGGAGAAAUUGUUUUCGUCAUUAGAGAGUCAGGCGACAAGUUCGAGUUCGAUACUACGUGAGAUCAACCCGCGUAACAUCAAUUGUAUACCCUAGAAUGCGAUUGGCGGCCCCCAGUAAUGUGGGCUGUAUGCGUUCAUCGGGAGGGAACACCACCGAUCAGAACAAAACACAUCCACCGCCGGUGUCCGAACUGUUUUUGUCAUAUGUCAACCGAGGUGCAAAGCCCUUUAG
Messenger RNA from Truncatella angustata, 499 nucleotides. RefSeq lists its product as uncharacterized. Lineage: Eukaryota; Fungi; Ascomycota; Sordariomycetes; Amphisphaeriales; Sporocadaceae. Bases 1 to 327 code for a protein of 108 amino acids. The transcript is spliced from 2 exons. The record is from RefSeq and is a predicted model, not a curated record.